AAAGGAAAACAAAAAAAGGGGGGGGGAGAAAAAUGAGUGGUGUGGUUGGCCCGACGGCGGCAGCCAGACGCAACAGUAUGGCCCAGAAGCGCACCUCCUCCACCUUGAAGAGGGGGACUUCGUCGGAGAACGGCUCCGCCGCUAAUGGGACCAACGCUAAGCCCUCUUCCCCACCUAACUUGUCUACUGCUGGCGAGAGAACAGUGAAGAAGCUCCGGUUAUCCAAGGCACUAACAAUUCCCGAGGGGACCACUGUAUCAGAGGCCUGCAGAAGGAUGGCGGCCAGGCGUGUUGACGCCGUUCUGCUGACAGAUGCUAAUGCUUUGCUUUCAGGAAUUGUCACUGAUAAGGACAUAGCGACCAGGGUUAUAGCAGAGGAGUUGAGACCUGAACAGACAUUGAUUUCAAAAAUUAUGACAAGAAACCCAACUUUUGUGAGCUCAGAUUCUCUGGCUAUUGAUGCUUUGCAGAAGAUGGUCCAAGGGAAAUUUAGGCAUCUUCCGGUGGUUGAGAAUGGUGAAGUUAUAGCAGUUUUGGAUAUCACUAAAUGCCUUUAUGAUGCCAUAUCAAGAAUGGAGAAAGCUGCAGAGCAGGGAAGUGCUAUUGCAGCUGCAGUUGAAGGUGUUGAACGCCAAUUUGGAAGCAAUUUCUCUGCAUCAUCAGCUCUCAUAGAAACACUUCGCGAACGCAUGUUCAAACCUUCUCUGUCUACUAUAAUUUCUGAGACUUCUAGAGUUGCAAUGGCAUCACCUUCAGACCCAGUUUAUGUUGCUGCUAAAAGAAUGCGGGAAUCACGGGUCAAUUCAGUUCUUGUUAUGACAGGAAACAGUAUUCAGGGGAUACUCACUUCAAAAGAUAUUCUUAUGCGAGUCGUCUCCCAAAACCUCUCUCCUGAGCUGACUCUAGUGGAGAAGGUAAUGACACCCGACCCUGAAUGUACAACAGUAGAUACAACUAUUCUUGAAGCACUGCACAUAAUGCGUGAUGGGAAAUUUUUACAUCUUCCCGUUGUUGACAAAGAGGGAACUGUUGCAGCUUGUGUGGAUGUUUUGCAGAUAACUCAUGCAGCAAUUUCUAUGCUUGAAAAUAGCUCUGGUACAGUUAACGAUGCUGCAAAUUCGGUUAUGCAAAAUUUUUGGGAUUCAGCACUUAACUUGGACCCCGCUGAUGACUGUGACACUCAGAGUGAGAUGUCAAUGUCCCAGUAUGUCCCAUCAGAUGCUGCAGAACAUUUGAAGCCUUCCUACCCAGUUGGAAAUUCAUUUUCUUUUAAACUCAAGGACCAUAAAGCCCGUGUGCACAGGUUUAAUUUGGGCACAGAAAGUUUAGCUGAACUUGUUACCUCUGUUAUGCAACGGGUGGGUAUAUCUGAUGAUCAACAGCGCCCUCAACUUUUGUAUGAAGAUGAUGAAGGUGACAAAGUUGUGCUCACCACGGAUGGAGAUUUGAUUGGUGCUGUUGCCCACGCAAAAUCUGUGGGACAGAAGGUUUUGAGGAUACAUUUGGAACACUAUGAUUCGAGACAAGAAACAAGGGAGCUGCCAUCUGCCACGGUGACUACAAAAGAGCGCAGAUCAAGCUCCCUCGGGUUUGGGAUAUUUGCAGGAGCAGUUGCUGUGAUCAGCAUCGGUGUACUGGUGUACUUGAAGCGCUCCAAAGCAUGAUCGCUGCUCGAAUGGAUUAUGUAGUGUUUAUAAUAAAGUGAUAGGCAAAUUUAAAGAAACAAGCAAGCCUGUUGAAGGAAAAGUCACUCAUUUUGUAGGCACUAGGAGAAAGAUGCAGCAAUGCAAGGCCACAUAAAAGCUGGCAAAAGUUUAAUUAUUUUGCGUUAUACUCAUAUGUAAAUGGAAUUGCAACUCCAGAAAAAGAAAAAUGCUACUCCUAAAGAAUGGCUACAUUUUGGUUGACUGGAUCAACUAUAACCUGAAGAAUGUUCCAAGGUCAA
Molecule: messenger RNA, 1945 nt
Organism: Salvia splendens (bonfire salvia)
Lineage: Eukaryota; Viridiplantae; Streptophyta; Magnoliopsida; Lamiales; Lamiaceae
Product: CBS domain-containing protein CBSCBSPB3
Exons: 14
Coding region: 33-1664 (543 amino acids)
Molecular function (GO): protein binding
Source: RefSeq, a predicted model, not a curated record